Vitis riparia (riverbank grape) is the source of this 1832-nucleotide messenger RNA. Its product is annotated as phosphoglucomutase-like. Gene Ontology annotation, biological process: carbohydrate metabolic process. Gene Ontology annotation, cellular component: chloroplast stroma. The transcript has 14 exons. The annotation marks the transcript as partial. The record is from RefSeq and is a predicted model, not a curated record. Lineage: Eukaryota; Viridiplantae; Streptophyta; Magnoliopsida; Vitales; Vitaceae. Gene Ontology annotation, molecular function: phosphomannomutase activity.
UUUCAGGAAGCUGUUUCUCUAGGAAUUGCUAGUGCUGGCCUGGAAGUUGUUCAAUAUGGAUUAGCUUCAACACCAGCAAUGUUUAAUAGCACACUUACUGAAGGCGAACAGUUUUUGUGUCCUGCAGAUGGAUCCAUUAUGAUAACCGCUAGUCAUCUUCCUUACAACAGGAAUGGAUUCAAAUUCUUCACAAAUGCUGGAGGGCUUGGAAAAGCUGACAUUAAAGACAUCUUGGAGCGGGCUGCAAGUAUAUACAGUAAUUUUGCAGUUGAAGGUCUGGUAGAUUCCGAAAGGAAGGCUUCCGUAUCGAUAAAGAGAGUUGAUUACAUGGCUCUUUAUACGUCUUACCUUGUAGAGGCAGUUCGUAGAGCUGCAGGAAAUAUAGAGAGGCCAUUGGAGGGGUUGCAUAUAGUUGUUGAUGCAGGGAAUGGAGCAGGAGGAUUUUUUGCUGGAAAGGUGCUUGAACCUCUUGGGGCUAUUACCACUGGAAGUCAGUUCUUGGAGCCAGAUGGCUUGUUUCCGAAUCAUAUUCCUAACCCGGAGGAUAAGGAAGCAAUGAAAGCCAUCACCCAGGCUGUCCUAGCAAACCAGGCUGAUCUGGGAAUUAUCUUUGAUACAGAUGUUGACAGAUCUGCUGCUGUGGAUUCCACUGGUCGAGAGUUAAAUAGGAAUCGUCUGAUUGCUUUAAUGUCCGCCAUUGUUCUUGAGAAACAUCCAGGAACAACCAUAGUCACAGAUAGUGUAACUUCAGAUGGCCUGACUACAUUCAUUGAAAAGAAACUUGGAGGAAAGCACCACCGGUUCAAAAGGGGCUAUAAAAAUGUCAUUGAUGAAGCUAUCCGCUUGAAUUCUGUUGGUGAGGAGUCACAUCUGGCUAUUGAGACUAGUGGCCAUGGAGCUCUCAAGGAGAAUCACUGGCUUGAUGAUGGUGCAUACCUCAUGGUCAAGCUCUUAAACAAACUUGCUUCAGCUAGAGCGUCUGGAAUACGUGGUGGCAGCGAAGUAUUGACUGAUCUGGUAGAGGGUCUUCAGGAACCAGCUGUUGCAGUCGAACUGAGGCUAAAGAUUGAUAAGAGCCAUGAAGAUCUUAAAGGAGGAUCUUUCCGAGAAUAUGGAGAGGCAGUGCUGAAACUCCUGGAGAAUUUGACUGAUUCAGAUCCUAAGCUACAGAAAGCCCCAGUUAACUAUGAAGGAGUUCGAGCUUCUGGCUUUGGGGGAUGGUUCCUUCUAAGACUCUCCCUUCAUGACCCUGUUCUUCCCCUUAACAUUGAGGCACCAAGCCAUGAUGAUGCUGUGAAACUUGGACUUGCUGUUCUCACUGUUGUUAAAGAGUUUCCUGCUCUGGAUUCAUCCGCCUUAGACAAGUUUGUCCAAUCAUCAUAAUCAGGGCCAUGAUGAUGCUGUGAAACUGGUGCUUGCCAUUCUUGCUGCUGUUAAAGAGUUUCCAGCUUUGGUUACAUCUGCCUUAGACAAGUUUGUCCGAGUAUCAUAUGCAUAAGCUGGAGAUUACCCUGUGCAUUUCUAUCUCAAAUUUGAGGAACACUUAACUUUUGUACUUAGACUGAUCUGCAACUCUUAACUUUGAGUAAUUAAGAGUUUCUGAGAAGUUUUAGCUUCUCACAAACUCUAGUUUUGUGGUGGGACUUGGAUAUGACUUAUCUCGAUGUGAUGAUUGUAUACGUCAAGAGUUACAAAUUUGGUAACAUUACCUACCACAGUUGCCCAUGAAUUAUGCUGCAAUUUUGGUAUGAUGAUCAAUAUGUUGCAAUGACUGCUUCCUUCGUGUACCCAGAUUUAUAAAUGCACCACCAAUUUCUUGUUUUGGAUUCUUA